AUGCCUAGCAUGGAUCGAUAUGGAAGUGAUGGGUGUUAUUUUGCAGGAUCCAUGAGUGACGUUGAUAGCCAUGGCCGAGCUCAUAGUGAUGGCAGUGGCCCAGUCGGCCUUCUAGUUUGUGGUGGAGCAGUGGUGGACUGCAUUGUGCGCCCCUUUGAUUCGCAGCAGCAUGGUGCUUCACGCACAUCGAUGCCAGGAGAGGCUCGGAUCUCGCACGGUGGCGUCGGCAGAAAUCUGGCCGAGGUGUCCUUGCGUCUUGGCUGUGCGGUGCACCUUUUGUCUGCUGUGGGUGGCGAUGAGCCUGGAAGGCAGCUGUUGAGUCACUGUCGGCAGCUGGGGCUCCUUGUGGAAGAUGUGGCUGUCUUGGACACAUUUCGCACUGCAACCUACACAGCUCUACUUGAUGGAACAGGAGAGCUGGUGGGUGCAGUUGCAGAUAUGGCUAUCUUGGACAACAUCCAGCCAGAAAUACUGAGACACAGGUGUGGCUCACUUGAUGGCAUCAAACUUGUUCUUUGUGAGGCCAAUCUUAGUUCUGAAGCUCUCAAAGCAGCUUUACAAGCAGCAUCCGGCAACAAGACCUGUAUGUGGUUUGAUCCUGUCUCCGUUGCCAAAGCGCCACGCGGAGUUCAGAGAAUACCAUGGCACUUGGCCGCACCUAACUGGGACGAGCUACUGGCCAUGCUAGGGUGGAGGGGCCAAGGCUCCAUCGAAUGGUCAGAAGCGCCAGAAGCGCCAGCACUGCCACCAGCUGUGAUUGAAGCUGUCGCAGAAGCUCUAGUCCCAGGAUUUGGAUUUGCUAAAAAUCUUCUUCUAACUCUGGGACCUAAAGGGUGUGUGCUGGCGACACAAACAGAUGCAGAUGCGAUGCCUACUAAGUUUGGAAAGCCACGGAUACUUCAAAAAGUCGAACUUGAUGUUGCUGGGUUGCUUCAACUUCAAGAUGACAAGCCAAUUCAGCAAUUGCCUGGAUUGAGCGUGGAAGUAUCCGAGCAAAAUCACUCUGAUUGCACUUUGCGAUGGUAUAGAUUAAAACCGCUUGAUCAUGUUCGUGAUGUGACUGGUGCAGGUGAUGCUUUAUUAGCUGGGACUGCUGCUGCAUUUGUGGAGGGCUGGACGUUGCCAGACUCGAUCUUCCUUGGUCUCAUUUGCGCCCACGCAACGCUUUUUGUUGAUGGCAGCAUUGCACAAGACCUCGGUCCCAACAUUUUACCCAAGUUGGCACAACUAUUGCCACAACUCCACGGCGCAAAGCUUGCUGGAAUGAAAAUUCCUGAUCGUGGGCCCAUCCAACCAAAGGAAAUGCCGAAGGCUCCGCCGGUAGAUGAUCCCAUUGUUCUAGUUCGGGAGGUCCCGGCGGAUUGGUCACAGAAAGAUUUGAUGAGCUUUCAUUUAUCCUUGGGCAUGGAGGAGUUUCAGACCGCACGAAUGAUGCCUUCCAGCGAUGGAGGUCUCACUCGUCACGCGUACUUGCAGUACAGGACGGCAGCAGCUGCUUCCAACGCUGUAAGUAGUCUCUCGGGCAGCUUGGUCCAUCCGAGAUCCGGAGAGCCCAGGCGGCUGAUUGCUGGACUCGCAUCUGAUGUGCGACAUGGGGCUCAUGGCCAGAACGGCAUCAGAGGACGGCAACAAGGUCCAGGCAAGACCUCAGGGUAUCGGAACCAGGCCCGGGACAGGGAUUCGGAUCACUUCGAAGCUGGACCUCAGCAGGAUCCGUAUACUCUGUAUCUCUCGGACAUGCCUAGUGAUUUCAACAAGAAGGAUUUGGAGAGAUUGCACGACCAGCUGGGCAUAAUCAAGCCGAAAGUUAUCAAAGUUCUAUACUUGAGGCUUAACAAAAGCAAAAGCUCUGCUGUUUUGCGAUAUGACACAAUGGAACAGGCACGAGCAGACCAAACUUUGAUUCCACCGAAGCACAUUCAAAGGGCGUACGACGCUGACAUGCGCCGACUGUAUUGUGUCGGAUUCAGAUAUCCUGAUAUCCUGAAUGCUGGUAGGAAAUGUUAUGAUUCUUUAAAACCUCUACUAGUACAAUGCACACCUAAGCCGUGCGAGGCGAAGAGUGCUUUGAUGGUACUGCAGGAUCGCCUGGUACUGGUUUGA
This is a messenger RNA of Cladocopium goreaui, 2103 nucleotides long. The record is from the annotation of a GenBank genome assembly. NCBI's taxonomy places the organism in Eukaryota, Dinophyceae, Suessiales, Symbiodiniaceae.